Molecule: messenger RNA, 3657 nt
Organism: Closterium sp. NIES-67
Lineage: Eukaryota; Viridiplantae; Streptophyta; Zygnematophyceae; Desmidiales; Closteriaceae
Source: the annotation of a GenBank genome assembly
CGUUCCAAGCCUCGUGUCUCAUGAACAUCCUUCAGUGUGGGUCGCAAGCAAUGGGGUGAACUCUGCUAGCUUUCCCCGCCUUAGUUAACUUCGCAUCGCCUGCCAAUUGAUACAUCUGGAGGCGUCUACUCCAGACGCUGCGACAGGUGAGAUGCCAGGGACUCGAGAAUGGUCCGCGUGCUGUGCUUAUCAACUCCAGCAGCUAGCCUAGUGAAAUCCUCUUCCCUCCUCACCGUGUCGGCAGCAUCUCCUCCUCGAACCUUAACUUAUUAUUCACUCCUCGCUACUUCUCACAGCUCGAUCGCGCCGCUAACUUCGCAAUCGCUUCUCCCAGUGCAGAGUCGUCGCAGCGAACCAUCCCGAAACCCAUUCCUCUCAAGUUACCUUCGUUCCAUCGCCGUCACUCCCGCCGUCACUCCCGCCAUCAGACCCGCCAAGUUCAGCUCCCCAAGUGCUCAUUCCGAUCUUAGAUCCCCGUUGAAGUCAAGAGCCUGUUUGAUCGUCGCUGCUGCUCGCCCGCCACCGCGGGCGUCCGCUCGCCCCCCCCCGUCACGCCGCGCCCAAUCGGCAUCGCGGCAAACCCGCCAGCAGCUGCAAAGUCAGCAGCAGUCGGUCGACCAACAUCAGUCGUUCGAUCAGCAUCAAUCUUUCCAUCAGCAGCAAUCCAUGGCGCUAGCGGUGCAGCCGGCCCUCGACACGCUCUCUUCCCCUCCCCUCGACCCCUCGCUGGCUUCUCCUGCCCUCGAUUCCGCCCUCUCGUCCUCGCACCAGCCGCUACCAGCGCCGCUCCUAUCGAACCCGCCACUCUCAAUCCCGCCAGCGGCGUCAUCGCACUCGCGGCCGGCAGGAUCAGAUUCCGCGAUGCCACUUCCCCCGAGCGUCAGCAUAAGCGACGAUCGCCAGCUGGUCGCCAACGGUCGCGUGGUGCUGAGCGACGUGCCGCCGUCGCUCGUGCUCACGCCGCACACGGGCGCGGCGGGGGAAUCGGGGGCGCCCGGCGUGUUUCUGGGGACGCGAUUCCGGGAGGCCCGCAGCUGGCAUGUGUUCCAACUGGGAGCGCUCAGGGGCGUGCGCUUCCUGUGCUGCUUCCGCUUCAAGCUCUGGUGGAUGACUCAGCGCGUGGGCAGCAGCGGCCGCGAGGUGCCAGUGGAGACGCAGUUCCUGCUGCUGGAACUGCCCGCCCCGCCCGCGCACGCCGCUCCAGGGGAAGGGGCAGAGUGCGGUCCGGUGUACGUGGUGCUGCUGCCGCUGCUGGAUGGGUCCUUCCGCGCCGCACUGCAGGGCUCGCCUACUGACCACCUGGAAGUGUGCUUGGAGAGCGGCGACCCCCAUGUGUGCACGGCGGAGUCACUGCACGCGCUGUACAUGCACAGUGGCAGCAACCCCUACACCAUCAUUGCCGAUGCUGUCAAGGCGGUGGAGGAGCGCACACGGUCCUUCCUUCGCCGGGAGGACAAGCAGCUGCCCGGGCUGCUGGACUGCUUUGGGUGGUGCACGUGGGACGCCUUCUACACCAAGGUGGACGCCAAGGGCGUCAAGCAGGGGCUCGCCAGUCUGGCAGCGGGCGACACUCCAGCCAAGUUUCUGAUCAUUGACGAUGGAUGGCAGUCGGUGGCGGCUGACUCCCACGAGGACUCCAGCGCCACCAUCACCGUGGGCACUCAGUAUGCCAGUCGCCUCACGGACCUCAAGGCCAACUACAAGUUCAAGCAGCAGCAGCAGAAGCAGCAGCAGCAGCAGCAGCAGCAGGAGAAGGGCGAGGGGAGGGAGGGCGAAGAGGGGCAGGAGGGGGAGGCGAGGUGGGGUGAUAAGGGAGCGGAGGGAAGGCAGGGAGGGGAGGAGGAGGACGGGUCGAGUGCGUUGGGCGAGGCAGCGGGCAUGGUGCAUGGACUGGGGCAGGUGGUGCGCGAGGUGAAGGCCGCCCAUGACCUCAAGUACGUGUACGUGUGGCACGCGUUAAUGGGUUACUGGGGCGGCGUACGCCCGCACGCGUCCAGCAUGCAGCAAUUCGACCCAUCCCUGGUCUUCCCAGUCCCUUCACCCUCCAUCCUGCUCAACCAGCCCGACAUGGCGCAUGACUCGCUCACGCUCAAUGGGCUGGGCGUGGUCAGCCCGGCGAAAGUCUUCCACUUCUAUGACGCGCUGCACGGGUACCUGGCGGCGUGCGGCGUGGACGGGGUGAAGGUGGACGCGCAAAACAUUCUGGAGACGCUGGGCGCGGGCUAUGGCGGCCGGGUGGUGCUGGCGCGGGGGUUCCAUGAGGCGCUGGAGCGAAGUGUGGCGAAGAACUUCAAGGAGAACGGGGUCAUCGCGUGCAUGAGCCACAAUACAGAUGGGCUCUACUCAGCCAAGCAGACCGCGGUCGUCAGGGCGUCCGAUGACUUCUGGCCCACCGACCCCGCCUCGCACACCGUUCACAUCGUCUCGGUGGCGUACAACAGCCUAUUUUUGGGGGAGUUCAUGCAGCCCGAUUGGGACAUGUUCCAGUCGCUGCAUCCAGCAGCGGAGUUCCAUGCAGCGGCGAGGGCGGUGGGGGGCUGUGCUGUGUAUGUCAGCGACAAGCCAGGGCAGCACGACUUCAGCGUGCUGAGGAAACUGGUGCUGCCAGACGGCUCUGUGCUGCGCGCCAAGCUGCCAGGGCGGCCCACCAAGGACUGCCUCUUCGUGGACCCCGCCAGGGACCACAAAAGCAUGCUUAAGAUAUGGACGAUGAAUGCAUGCAGUGGCAUGGUAGGCGCGUUCAACUGCCAGGGUGCGGGGUGGUGCCGCGAUGGCCGCAAGUACACCAUGCACAACCCCGACCCCGACGCCGUCACCGGCAGCGUUGCUGCUGCUGACGUGGACCUGCUUGCUGAUGUGGCGGCCAGGGAGUGGAGCGGGGAUGUGGCAGUGUUUUUGCACAAUGCAGACGAGCUGGUAUGCCUGCCAGCAGCCACAUCCCUGGUGGUGCACCUCCACCGCCUGGAGUUUGAGCUCUACACCAUCGCACCCAUCACUGUUGUGGGGAGUGUGGCGGUGGCGGCCAUAGGUCUGACCAACAUGUACAACUCGGGGGGCGCUGUGCUGAGUGUGAGGACGAGCACCUCUGGUGCAGGGGAUGCAGGUGCUUGUGGUGCCCACUCCAGUGCAGGGGUUGCAGCUUCAUCCGAUGCCGACAUGGGAGAGGCACGAGCAGCAUCAGCAACAGAAGCAGGAGAGGCAAAAGCUAAAGAGGCAGAAGCAAGAGAGGAGGAAGCAAGAGAGGCAGAAGCACGAGAAACAGGAGCAGGAGCGGCAGAAGCAACUGUGGAGGCGGAAGUGAGGGGAGGAGGCACAUUUGUACUGUAUGCAUCGAGGCAGCCUGUAAGGUGUACAGUGAAUGGGGAGGAGGCAGAGGUUGUAUACACGCCUGAUGAUGGGAGGGCGGCUGUGCAGGUGGCAUUCAGGGCAGGUGCUACUUCCUCCCUCACAUAUACCUGGUGAGGUGACUAAACUCGCAAGGUAGUUCCUAUCUUUGGGAGCUGUGAAAUAAAGCGCCAAUGUCUGCCGAAGUAGAAAGGGAUUGUAAUGCAAGGUCUUUAGAAAGGGAUUGUAUGUGCUUGUGCGUGGUGCUAAUUUCCAUCAGUGUUUGCAGUAUUCUCAGAGUGAAAAUAUGCAGUUAUUGUAAACAAAAGUAUA